AUGCUCAAAACUGAGGGCCAUUAUGAGAUUAACAAGAUUAUCCUGUCUGGGCUCUUCUCCCCGAACAUUCCCCAUCUGUUCCUGGCCGCUGCCUCCCACCGCACUCGGGCAGGCGGCUUCACGCCGCUGCUCGCUCCCGCCGGCCGCUGGGCCGCGGCGGCCUCGCCCGCGCCCCUCACAGGGCCGCGCCGCCGCCGGAACUGCACCGCCAGCCCCCUCGGUGGCGGCGGGAGGGUGUGUGCCGCUGAGGGCAGCGCCGGGGGUCCCGCCGGCCUCCACAGAAGCUCCAGCGUAGGGAGGAGGGUGACCCUGGAGGCGCGUCCCCGCUUCCUUCCCCCUACCCCCCCCGCCCCGGGCUCUGAGGGGGAGCGGCCGCUGGGAGCCCCUUGCCCGCCCUCCCCUGGACGAGCCCGGCGAGGCGCCGACCCGCGGCCCAGCGGCGGUACCUCAUCAGGCGGCCGGCGCCUCCCGCCUGGCGCCGCUGCCCAGGCCGCGGCCGCCCGCUGCCUCCAUCGCCGCCGCCGAGGCCGAAAGCUGAAAACACUGGACACAUCUCUGUUUCUGUUGGAGGCCUCAUGUCCUCUGCAUUUCACUUGGGCCGUGGCUGGUGUAUUGGAAGAAGCGUGGACUAGUUACUACAGGUCACUUGCUGAUUUAUCUCCAGUUCACAGCUCAUUAGAAGAUCCACUGUCAUCAUCCUCAUCGUGGGAGAGCAUUUCCCCUUCUAAAGAGUUUCUGUGGAAUCUCCUGCAGCACACAGAAAUUGUGCCAUACCUUUCAACUGGGUCCUACAAAUUAAAGCCUCCUGGUGUAGCAAAAACACAUUCUCUUCGUUGUUGUUUCACAUUGUGUACCCAUGAAGGGUCCUUCUGGACUUAG
Molecule: messenger RNA, 879 nt
Organism: Grus americana (Whooping crane)
Lineage: Eukaryota; Metazoa; Chordata; Aves; Gruiformes; Gruidae
Exons: 6
Coding region: 1-879 (292 amino acids)
Source: RefSeq, a predicted model, not a curated record